AUGGCCAAUUCCUCCUGUGUUACUGAGUUCCUACUGCUGGGUUUCUCCAGCCUUCGGGAAUUACAGCUCAUCCUCUUUGUGGCCUUUCUCUGCCUCUAUUCAGUCAUCUUGAGUGGAAACUUCACUAUCAUCGCAGUCAUCCGCUCAGAUCGCAGCCUCCACACGCCCAUGUACUUCUUUCUGUGUGUCCUUUCGACCUCUGAGACCUUCUAUACAAUUGUCAUCCUGCCCAAGAUGCUUCUGAACCUGCUCUCUGUGUUCAGGACCCUGUCCUUCACGAGCUGUGCUGCCCAGAUGCUCUUCUUCCUUGGCUUUGCUGUCACCAAUUGCCUGCUGCUGGGGGUGAUGGGUUAUGACCGCUAUGCUGCCAUCUGCCGGCCUCUGCACUACCCCAUCCUCAUGAGCUGGACGGUGUGUGGACAGCUGGCUGCAACUUGUAUCGUUGGGGGCUUCCUCGUAUCUCUGGUGGGAACAGCUCUGGUCUUUAGCCUCCCUUUCUGUGGCUCCAACAAGGUCAACCACUACUUUUGCGAUAUUGCACCAGUCAUCCAACUCGCCUCUGCUGAAACCUACGUCAAUGGACUGAUCAUCUUCAUCUGUGGGGUCUUGGUGCUUGUUGUGCCCUUGAUCUUCAUCUGCAUCUCCUACGGCUUCAUUGUCCAUACCAUCCUGAAGAUCCCGUCGGCCGAAGGCAAGCGAAAAGCCUUCUCCACCUGCGCCUCCCACCUCAUUGUGGUCGUCGUCCACUAUGGCUGUGCCUCCUCGGUCUAUCUGAGACCCUCAGCCAAAUACAUAUCAGGCGAAGACAAGCUGGUGACAGUGACCUACACCAUCAUCACCCCACUGUUGAACCCGAUGGUGUAUAGCCUUAGGAACAAAGAAGUACAGUGGGCCAUUCGGAAAAUGAUUGGGAAGACUGGGCUUUCACUUAAGGCUUUGUAA
This is a messenger RNA of Manis pentadactyla (Chinese pangolin), 942 nucleotides long. RefSeq names its product olfactory receptor 10R2-like. The transcript has a single exon. Lineage: Eukaryota; Metazoa; Chordata; Mammalia; Pholidota; Manidae. The coding region runs from base 1 to 942 and encodes 313 amino acids. Gene Ontology annotation, cellular component: membrane. The record is from RefSeq and is a predicted model, not a curated record. Gene Ontology annotation, molecular function: G protein-coupled receptor activity; olfactory receptor activity. Gene Ontology annotation, biological process: G protein-coupled receptor signaling pathway.